This is a messenger RNA of Anguilla rostrata (American eel), 5688 nucleotides long. RefSeq names its product solute carrier family 6 member 13 (gene slc6a13). The coding region runs from base 173 to 2023 and encodes 616 amino acids. Gene Ontology annotation, molecular function: gamma-aminobutyric acid:sodium:chloride symporter activity. The transcript has 15 exons. Gene Ontology annotation, cellular component: plasma membrane. Lineage: Eukaryota; Metazoa; Chordata; Actinopteri; Anguilliformes; Anguillidae. The record is from RefSeq and is a predicted model, not a curated record. Gene Ontology annotation, biological process: sodium ion transmembrane transport.
UGAGAAUGGGUCUGGGGAAAAGUGGGCUGGAACUGAGGGGGGGGUGGGAGAGUUUGAGGGAAACUUGACUCCUCCCCCCUUGCCCACACUUUAAAUAGUCAAAGCCUUUACGGGACUUUUACAGAUCAAUAUUAGUAGACAGUUGAAAACCAAGGCAGAUUUUGGCAUCACAAUGAAAGGUGACGCGGAGAGAACGGACCCCUCCAACGGCCACGGCCGGCCCCUGGAGAUGGUCCCGCAGACGGAGGAGAAGAUGAAGGAGAGGGGCCAGUGGAGCAACAAGCUGGAGUUCGUGCUGUCGGUCGCCGGGGAGAUCAUCGGCCUCGGCAACGUGUGGCGGUUCCCUUACUUGUGCUACAAGAAUGGCGGAGGCGCGUUCUUCAUCCCCUACCUCAUCUUCCUCUUCACGUGUGGGAUCCCUGUGUUCUUUCUGGAGACGUCUCUGGGCCAGUUCACCAGCGAGGGAGGAAUCACCUGCUGGAGGAAGAUCAGCCCGCUGUUCGAAGGCAUUGGUUACGCCACGCAGGUCAUUGUGGCUUUGCUCAACUUCUAUUACAUCAUCGUCCUGGCCUGGGGGAUCUUCUACCUGAGCUUCUCCUUCUCGUGGGAUCUCCCGUGGUCCUCCUGCAACAACACCUGGAACACGGAAUCUUGCGUGGAGUUUCAGAGGAGGAGUGAUUCCCCCAACUUAACCAUGGCCGUGAAUGCUACUUCCCCUGUCAUUGAAUUCUGGGAACGGAGGGCCUUGAGGAUCUCCCCUGGGAUCGACCAGAUCGGCCACCUGCACUGGGACCUGGCCGUCUGCCUCCUGGUCGCCUGGAUCAUGUGCUACUUCUGCAUCUGGAAGGGCGUAAAGUCCACGGGAAAGGUGGUAUACUUCACCGCCACCUUCCCCUACGUCAUGCUGGUCAUCCUCCUGAUCCGCGGGGUCACCCUGCCUGGUGCCUCCAGGGGAAUCCAGUUCUACCUGUAUCCCGACCUGGGCCGACUGGCCGACCCUCAGGUGUGGAUGGAUGCUGGAACCCAGAUCUUCUUCUCCUACGCCAUCUGCCUGGGCUGCCUCACGGCACUGGGGAGCUACAACAAGUACAACAACAACUGCUACAAAGACUGCCUGGCCCUGUGCUUCCUGAACAGCGGCACGAGCUUCGUAGCCGGCUUCGCCAUCUUCUCCAUCCUGGGCUUCAUGUCCUACGAGCAGAACGUUCCCAUUUCCGAGGUGGCGGAGUCCGGUCCUGGGCUGGCCUUCAUCGCCUACCCGCGCGCGGUGUCCAUGAUGCCUUUCUCCCCGCUGUGGGCCUGCUUCUUCUUCAUCAUGAUUGUCCUGCUCGGGCUCGACAGCCAGUUUGUGUGCGUGGAGAGCCUGGUGACGGCCGUGGUGGACAUGUACCCCUCCGUCUUCCGGAGGAAGAACCGCAGGGAGCUCUUCAUCCUGGCCGUGGCCGUCGUCUCCUACCUCAUCGGGCUGAUCAUGCUGACGGAGGGGGGCAUGUACAUCUUCCAGCUCUUCGAUUACUACGCCGCCAGCGGGAUGUGCCUCCUGUUCGUGGCUGUUUUCGAAACGGUCUGCAUCGCCUGGAUUUACGGCGCUGAUCGUUUCUAUGACAACAUUGAAGACAUGAUCGGCUACCGCCCGGGACCUCUGAUCAAAUACUGCUGGCUGUUUUUCACCCCCGCCACGUGCUUCGGUACCUUCGCCUUCUCUCUGAUCAAAUACACGCCUCUGAAGUACAACAACGAGUACGUGUACCCCUGGUGGGGUUACGCCCUGGGCUGGCUCCUGGCCCUCUCCUCCAUGGUCUGCAUCCCCCUCUGGGCCACCUACAAAAUCUGCACUACCAAGGGAACCAUGAGAGAGCGCAUUCACAUUCUCAUUCAGCCCUCUGGCGACCUGCCCAAGACUAAGAGGGAGCAGGAGAAGAUGCUGGCCAUCUUCACCCUCGACGGUGACAACCUGCCCCCGCGGGCGGAGGCCUCCAAAGAUGGCUACCUCCCCGUGCUCCAGAAAGACACAAACUGCUAGGGUGCCCCGCGUCCCCCCGCCAACCCGUCAGCCCGACACGCGUCCGCAGACAACCUCCACCCCGGCCCUCAAUACCACAGAUACCACGUCCAAAUAGAGAGAGAGAGUCCUGUUUCGCUCCUGGGAAGGGGAAGUAUUGGGGAGUUGGAGCAGAUGGACAUUUUGAGUGCACCGGGUUUCUUAAAUAUUUGUCGGGUCCACGAAGGAUCAGCCAGGAUGCUGCUGGUGGGCCGUCAUCAUCCAAGAAUCCCUCCCUGCACGCAUACACACACACACACACACACAUAAAUAAUCAACACACACAUACACACACACACACACACACACACCAUGCACGUACUCUCACACACAGCCUCUGAGCUAAUUGUCUGUGGUGCUGUUGGACUGAACCUGGUUUUGUGUUGGACAGCAGUGUUGCGCUCUUUGUCCCAGAGAGAGAGCACACUGUGGCAUAAGAUGCUGAGGCAUCCGUGUGGUUUUCAGAUAUCUGAGUUCAACCUGGAGUGGCAUCUGCUUUCUAAGGAAGCUUGUUUCUUCUACAGGAACAUAAAAAUGUUCCACUCACAGCAUACGUUCAUUAGUACAAAUGGAUAAUUGUGGGUAGCGCUAGAAUUAGCUACAGCUAUGGGCAUGGGGGGUGGGUCAUGGUACGGAAAUAACACCACCACCCCCCCCACACACAUCUCAACUCACCUCAACCCAAAAGCAUCAUGGGAACCAGCAGAUGAAGUGUCAACGACUCAAAGAAAAAGUGCUCUUUGGUACUAUAGUAUGAGAUUAUUCUUAAUCACUAGGUAAGCUAUUCCUGUGGUUGCUAUAUUAUAUUACAUUACAUUACAGGCUUUUAGCAGACACUCACAUCCAGAGAGACUUACACAACAUUAUACAUGGUAUUUACAUUGCGUCCAUUUAUACAGCUGGAUAUAUACUGAAGCAAUGCUGGUUAAGUAUCUUGCUCAAGGUUACAACGGCAGUGUCCUACCUGGGAAUCGAACCUGUGACCUUCAGGUUGCAAGACCAGUUCCUUACCCAUUAUACUACACUGCCGCCCCAUUGUCAAUGUACCACCUGACAUUGCUGUGUUUACUGUUUGACAGUAUUCACUAGGUCUGCUUUCACCCCAGGUGUGAAGGGAGUCUGCAGUGUUAAAGGCAGAAUAAGGAAAUCCGAAGACAUACUGGAAAAUGUCUGUCAUGCUGUUUCUGAACAGAAAGUCUGUAAAGCCUAGAUAUGAAGCCAACAUUCACAGAAGUAGUAGCCUCCAUGGGUAGGGAGUAGGGACACAUGCUAUAGCUUCUCCCUCAUAAUAGAAUAAGCGAGUCGUGAAUGACGUUAUAAUAAUUAGCUGGUUGCCUCUGAUGAAUUCCUUUCCAGAUGUACACGUUUUGUAUGAUAUUUGUACAGUGUUUUCAUGACCUCCAACCCCAUGGGGUAAAACAUAGGACCAAAACUCUGCUGUGGAUUGGUCAGCUAUGCCCAACGGGCUCUACAGCCCUGGCGAUUCCUCUUGUAAACAUAACUGGGAAAAGAAAACCUCACUCUCAUCGAUUAAAUCAAGCAUUUUCAUUUCCAUUCAACAUUCAUGAUCAAUAAUGGUGGUAAUUCUUCUAAAGGUGAAUGCUGAAAGCUGUGGGUACUUUAAUUACCUCAAACAAGUGGACCAAUGUGUACAUACAGCUGUGACGUAUUGCCUUAUUAGUCAUGGCCAUUUUAUUCUUCAAAUGAUAUUCUGGACAGCAUGUCCUUACAUAUACAGUGUUUAUCCGUUCCUGUUUUUGCCAGCUGUUUAAAGUGGAAGUCCAAAAUGUGGUAAAGAACACGGUAACAAUGGCUAUAAAGAAAUAAAGUUACAAAUGUCUGUAUAUUUUUAAAUUGGUUAUAUCCUGUGCAUAUUUAAUGGUAUAACAUUGGUUUGAAUUUGGGAAUGUAAAACAUUGUAUAUAUAUUGAAUCAGAAAAGGUGACACGUGGUCAUUAUUUUUGACAUUUGACUUAAGAUCAGAUGAAGCAUUCAUGUAAUAAAUAAUGACAAAAAAGAAAGACAAUAACUAACAUCACGAAACAUAAUUUCCUCACUGUUUUUGAUAUUCAUAUUCAAAAGUGUAGUCAUUCAGUUAUAUAAAAAUAUGUUAUCUUUCUUUAGAGUUUUUAUUGUAUUCACUGUUGUAGUUCAAACUGUAUUUUCCUUCAGUGAAACACUCCUUGUGUGUACAUAUUUGUUGUGCAAUACAGAAAAUAUUAUUUUAAAUGUUAUCACUUGGAUUAAAAAUGGCACUAUUAUAUAAAACAUUUAUAUUAAAAAAGAGAAAAGCCGAGAUGAAAUGUUUCUUCACAGUGACUUGUUUGAAAUGUGGCCACUUUUAUUUCAAACUUUUCUGUUAUCUGUUAUAUAUUGGAUAUCUGUUAUGUACUUAAUUGUCAGUUCAUCCAUCUCAUUGUGAUACACUAUAUGGCCAAAGGUGUGUGGACAGCUGACAUCCAACAUCUCAUCCAAAAUUAUAGGCAUUAAUAUGAGUUGGUCCACCCCUUUACUUCUAUAAUAACCUCCACUCUUCUGGGAAGAGUUUAUACUAGAUGUUGGAACAUUGCUGCAGGGAUUUGCUUCCAUUCAGCCAGAAGAGCAUUAGGUCGGGCACGGAUUGGGUGAUUAGGCCUGGCUCGCAAUUGGCUUUCCAAUUGAUCCCAAAGGUGUUGGAUGGGGUUGAGGUCAGGGCUCUGUGCAGGCCAGCCAAAUUCUUCCACACCGUUCUUGACAAAACCAUUUCUAUAUGGACCUAGCUGUGUGCCCAGGGGCAUUGUCAUGCUGAAACAGGAGAGGGCCUUCCCAAAACUGUUGGGGAAGCACAGAAUCAUCUAGAAUGUGAUUGUAUGCUGCAGCAUUAAUAGCAUUUCCCUUCACUGGAACUGAGGGGCCCAGCCCAAACCAUGAGCAACAGCCCCAGACCAAGGGGUGUCCAGAUACUUUUGGUCAUGUAGUGUAUUCUUCAUCAGUUUGGGAGGGCACAGACCAGAGGACGCAUUGACUGAAAUACCUGCCACAAACUGUCACCACAUUCUGCCUGGCCCUCAGACAGCUGAGCUGUGCAGUGACUGUGCUAAUAUAUUGCAUUUCUUGCACAGUUGGUGCAGGCUGACCACAGGUGACUGAUUUACAGUUACCCAGGCGUCUGCAGUUAAGAUUAGAUUCCCUUACCAACUAGGCAAAUAUCCCAUGGACCCCCUCAACACAAUUAAAAUACGUAUGAUAAAUCCUUGCCGGAUAUCUUUUAUCCAUUUUCCUGAUAAAAGAAAAUGAAAUUAAACGUUAUCAGAAAGCAUAAUAAGGCAAAAAGAUUAUAUGUACACUAACAUCACAAGGACUGUGAAUCUUUAAAAGGUUACAAAAAGUAACAGUGUUUCAAAGGAUCUAUUGCUGUCUUGGUGCUUAAAAAAUGAUAGGAAAGUUACUACUUACAUUCCUCUCUGAACAUGAGGAGACUGUUUAAUCUGGGUUUUUAAUUGUCUGCAUAAUGUGAGUCACAACUGUAUAAUGUGCAUGUGUAAUUACACCAAAGACAAUGGUUGGGAUUCAAUCCAUUUUCUUGCUACAGAUGUUGGCCUAUAUGGACAUUUUGUUAGUGCCAUUGAAUGUGUACGAUGUAACAAAUAAAAUGAAUAAUGAUCAAA